AUGUGUCAUUGCUACGAAUCUCUUCCGGAAUCUACUGUUCAUGCUAUAUGGGAGUGUGUUGCUGCUCAAGAUGUGUGGACAGGAAGCUCAAUCAAUUUGCAAAAGUUAUUUGAUGUAGAUUUUGAAUUGUUUCUUGUUCAAUCAUGGCUUAUAUGGAAUCAAAGAAAUAAGGUGGUGCAUGGAGGACAGAUGAUGGAUCCAAGGUGUUUAAACAAAAGAGCACUGGACUACCUCAAUGAGUGCAAAAAUUCACAGGUUCAACUAGCUGCUAUACCAGCCACGGCACCUGCUAGAAUUUCCUGGAAACCACCACCUCCAUCAGUAUACAAGCUGAACUUUGAUGCAGCAAUUUUUUCCAAUCUGAACUGCUCUGGAUUUGGGGCAAUUAUCCGUAAUGAAGAGGGUGAGGUGAUGGCUAAGAUGUCGGUCAAGGGUCCUUGGGUUCAUAACAGUGCAAAAGCAGAAGCUUUGACGUGUAGGAGAGCUGUUCAGUUCUCCAUUGAAGCUGGUUUUUCAAGAUUGGUCAUUAAAGGUGAUAAUGCAUUAGUGAUGAAUGCAAUAUCAUGCUCUACAAAGAACAACUCCUUGCUGGGACACAUCUUUGAAGAUAUCCAACACCUUGUUUGUGGGUUGCAGCAUGCUUCAAUCAGCUGCAUAAAAAGGAGUGGUAAUAUGGUUGCACACUGUUUAGCUAGACAUGCUAGGUCUAUUAAUGAUGAAAUGUAUUGGAUGGAAGACUCUCCACCACCUGCUGUGGAUGCUUUGUAUCAAGAUAUUUUACAUAUUAAUCAAUGA
This is a messenger RNA of Quercus lobata, 795 nucleotides long. RefSeq lists its product as uncharacterized. NCBI's taxonomy places the organism in Eukaryota, Viridiplantae, Streptophyta, Magnoliopsida, Fagales, Fagaceae. Bases 1 to 795 code for a protein of 264 amino acids. The record is from RefSeq and is a predicted model, not a curated record. Gene Ontology annotation, molecular function: nucleic acid binding; RNA-DNA hybrid ribonuclease activity. The transcript is spliced from 2 exons.